AUGGAAAAGAUCAAAGAACUUGCAAAUAAAACAAAGGAUGCAGUAUUAAUGCAAGCACAAAAUGCAAAGGAACACGUCAGUCGUAGCGAGUAUCAAAAAGACCCUGUCGUUGAAGAAGCAAAAGAAAAAUUGGAAAAAUUAGAGCGAGCAAUAAACAGGUGUGAAACUGAUCUCAAAGAUUUAUCUGCAUAUAUUGCAAAACUUUCAGAUACUUCAUUACAAUUUACUGAUCAUUUUAGAAAACAUGAUAAAACUAUUGGAAGAACUGAGAAUCCAAAAGUUAUUGCACUUGAUGAUUUCAUUAGAUUACUUUCAAAUAAACUAAAAGAACCACAAGUUAUGAAUUAUAAACAAAAAAUUGAAUCACAAUAG
Messenger RNA from Trichomonas vaginalis G3, 372 nucleotides. Its product is annotated as BAR/IMD domain-like family. Bases 1 to 372 code for a protein of 123 amino acids. The record is from RefSeq and is a predicted model, not a curated record. The transcript has a single exon. Lineage: Eukaryota; Parabasalia; Trichomonadida; Trichomonadidae.